This is a messenger RNA of Sinocyclocheilus anshuiensis, 809 nucleotides long. RefSeq names its product magnesium-dependent phosphatase 1. Bases 105 to 587 code for a protein of 160 amino acids. NCBI's taxonomy places the organism in Eukaryota, Metazoa, Chordata, Actinopteri, Cypriniformes, Cyprinidae. Gene Ontology annotation, molecular function: acid phosphatase activity. The record is from RefSeq and is a predicted model, not a curated record. The transcript has 6 exons.
ACCGGUAAACCAGCAGGAUUCUGCUGUAAACGAAAGUAGUGUGUUCUGUGUCUAUGUGAUUUGAAUUGUGUCUAGUUUUCCUCCUUGUCAGUCGCUAAUCAAAGAUGUCUAAGCUGAAAUUAAUAGUGUUCGACCUAGAUUACACCCUGUGGCCGUUCUGGGUCGACACCCACGUUGAUUCACCUUUUCACAUCGAUGACAGCGGCACGGUGCGGGAUUCAAGAUUUGCCAAGGUUCCCAUUUAUCACGAUACUGAAAAGAUCCUGAGCUCACUGCAUAGUCAGGGGUUCAAGAUAGGCAUUGCAUCGCGAACCGGUGAGACUGAAGGAGCCAAUCAGCUGCUGUCACUCUAUAAACUUGACCAAUACAUUUCCUUCAAGGAGAUCUAUCCCGGUUCAAAGGUCACUCAUUUUAAAAGGCUGAAAGCUGACAGUGGCGUCCAGUAUUCUGACAUGAUGUUCUUUGAUGAUGAGGAUAGGAACAUCUUGGAGGUUGGCAGGCUGGGUGUUCACUGUGUGAUGGUUCAUAAUGCCAUCACCUGGGAUCUAGUCAAGAAAGCGCUUGAGCAGUUCAGCAAGAAGCAGUGAAGGCGUCUGGUCCUGUGGAGAUGCAGCUGCUGCAAAUGAAGAAGAACCCAUUUGCUGUGCAGAAAAACUGACAUGCAUAGAGGACAGGGAGGGUCAUGUUUAGUGGUUAUUUCUGUGCGAUCAACCGUUUUUAACUUGACUGACAAAAGCAAUUGGCGUAUACUUAUAAUUCUGUUUUAAUGUUUAAAUUGUUUAUUAUUUAGCUCCAUUUUAAAACAUUAA